This is a messenger RNA of Anopheles gambiae (African malaria mosquito), 2173 nucleotides long. RefSeq lists its product as uncharacterized. The record is from RefSeq and is a predicted model, not a curated record. Lineage: Eukaryota; Metazoa; Arthropoda; Insecta; Diptera; Culicidae. The transcript has 2 exons. Bases 1368 to 1769 code for a protein of 133 amino acids.
GAAUCUUUUAUUCACUGUUUAAAAUUACACAACAAUCAAAUGCACAAUUUAUUACUGCUCUUUUGCGAUUCAACUCACUCACGCUCUGAGUCGAAUCAUUAGUCGACUCUUUUUUCAGAUUCAACUCACAAACUCUCUGAGUCUAAUAGUGCCUAAUUUUAUAAAUUGUUAUUCUUCUUACUCUAAAUCCGUCUGAGUAUAAGCCCAACAGUUUGAUGGAUAAAAAGUAGUAAAAAAACAUAAUAAAAAAUUAAUUAUAUUUAAAGAUGAGAAUGUUUUGCUGUCACUGGUAUCUAUAACCAGUUACUCUGUUAUGAAUUAGUACUCAGUUACAAAAAAUAGAACGACUAGUUUUUUGUUGUCGUUCUUUUAAACUCACUAAAUCACUUCAUUCCGACAACCAGUUACUUGUUAUUGUUACUUACUUAGUGUUAAUAAAUCUUGCCUGCUACAGACAAGCAGUUACUGUUAAUAGUUACUUUUACCCUUUGCGCUCAUUCCACACUGUUAUUUUCAGGCCGUUAUACAUGCUAAAAUACGGUUCUUGUAUCUAGUUCCUCUUACUAGCUACUCUUUCCAGUAACAUGUAUUUUUUUAUUAUUACUGCUUACUUUCAAUCAUUCCUUUUUUUCCGAAGACCAGUUAGUAGAAUCUAAUUGCUCUUAUUAGCUACUCAUCGAAAGGUACCAUUCGGUACUUUUUGUAUUUUUUAAACGGCCAUCUCUAAUUCAUUCGUAGCAUUCAACUCACUCGCCCUCACGCGUAGCGCACAUCUCUAGGGCAUAAAUAUUUUAUAAAUUAUUCAUAACAAAUACACACACACACACACACAUUCUAUUGCUAUAGGCUACAUUAGAAAUACUUCAAACAACCUAACCUUCAGCCAGUAAACACAAACACUGCCCCGACAUGAAAAAACCUUUGAGCAAUUGGAGAUAACGAGCACAGUUGCAUUCGCAACCAAAACUCUCACACGAUCCGUUCUUGUGAGUGUGUGUGUACCAUGCAUCUGGCAACAUCUUAUGCUGCCCGUUAGAGCUAUGCGUACUAGCCCCCUUCCCUACCGUUGCUGCUUUCUCCCACCCAAAAGCUCCCCCUUUAAGGGUGAAAAAAAAAACCUAAAUGCGCGGCGCAAAUCCCUGCCACUCCGGGGGUCACACUCCGGCCACUCCCCGAUCGCCAUGCAGUUCCACGCAAACGGUUGCGCCGCCGUUCUGUUUUCAGUCGCAACGCAAGUGCCACACUUUGCGGGCUGCAAUCGAUCGAACUAAGUGCACGUUUGGAGGAGUGUUUCGUUUGUUUGAGUUGUAAUUUUAAGUUGGUUUUUUGUGUUGUUUGGAGCUUUUAGUUGCUGUUGCCAAAACACAAUGUCCGCUUCAGUUCGAGCCAGCGCGUCCUGCUGGUGGGCAGUGAUCUGUCUUUUGCUGCUGGUUGUCGGAUGCGUCCUGUCCAUGCCCGCGCAAGAGGACACCCGGGUGGACAAACCGCUCGGCGGAGUGCCGGACGCUGGCAGUGUGCAUGAGGAGGUCGUCGUUGCAGCCGCACUGUACGUGCGCAAGAAGGAUCCUACUACGCUGCGACGGCAGAAGCGUGAAAUACGGAAUAAUCACGUAACGGUUCAGCACGGCACGUCACACACGAACCGGUUCGAUGGGGCAGGCACUGGCAAAAGGGAACCGUUUUUGGGCAAGCAGCACGAAAAGGUACUGACCAACUGGAAGAACGACAACGGAGCGGCGUCAUCAAAAGUGGGCCUCCGCAAGGAGUAGGCAGUGUUUGUUCGUGUGAGGGGAGAAGAAAGUUGUGAAGUUGGGUUUUACUUGUUAUUAUUGUUGUUUCUUUUGCCAUCAAUCAUUCCGAUCAAGCUCGUACGCAAAUCAAUCAAGUCAUAGAUUAUUGCAAAACAGUGAACCUUUGACUAGUUUCCCAGGUUUUUGUGAGGUCCGUUACCAGUGGAUCAAGCGACGAACAACUCUUUCAUGUCGAACCGACACAAUGAAUUUCCCGUUUAUUUGCACGAGACAGAAAGAGAGAGAGAUGAAAGAUAGUUCGUUGCUGUAUGUAAAUUAGAACGAACGUAGUGUAAUAGAGCGUAAGGUAUAUGUAGCUACAUGGGGUAGAAUUAUACUUCGCAAAAAAAGGUUUAAUAAACUUGAGUUGUACUGAACGAUCA